AUGUCAUUUGCAAACAUAGAUAUAGAAUCGCAGAAACAAAAGGUUGGUUUGAUUGACUCGACGUCAAACUUGACCACCACGAUAUCUCAGAAGCUGUCGAGUUUCGUGGGGUUGGUUUCAAAGUUUGACAAGGUCCAGCAACAGCUGGGAACAAAGAGAGACAAUACACAGCUGCGGAAUUCGGCCUCAGAACUGGUGCGACAGUGUGAUGUUCUGGAAGGUCAGUUGAAUAAACACUUGACUGACUUAUCCACCGGUCUUUUAAAGGGCUCAGCCGACCCCCAGCUGCGGUACACGGAGGAAAAGCUCCAGAAGGAGGGUUUCGAGAUCUUCAAAAACUACCAGCGUAUUUUGCGACAAUAUGAGGAGAAAUUGAAUUCAGUGACAGUAUCUGAGCAGUUUAGCAAGAACACGGAGUCCACUAACACACUCAACGCCUCCGAGACGACGCCACUCUUGGUUCAACAGCAACAGCAGCAGCAAUUGCAAGAACAGGCCCAAGAAACCGGCAUCUCGAACGCUGAGUUAGAGUAUCAUGCUACUCUUUUGGAGCAGAGAUCGGAUGCUGUGGCCAGGAUCCAGGACGGUGUUGAAGAUAUAAAUGCCAUAUUCAAGGACCUGGGAGCAAUGGUGCAACAACAGGGUCAAAGUGUCGACACUAUUGAAGACAACUUGCUGACAUACGCAAACAAUAAUCAGGCAGCUUCUCAUGAGCUCUCUAAGGCCGACGCAUAUCAGAAGAAGAAAAGAAAGUGGUCGUGUGUCACGCUUGUGCUGUUAGUGGUGGUGCUAUUGAUCACACUGGCGGUAAUAAGCUGA
Molecule: messenger RNA, 819 nt
Organism: Kuraishia capsulata CBS 1993
Lineage: Eukaryota; Fungi; Ascomycota; Pichiomycetes; Pichiales; Pichiaceae
Exons: 1
Coding region: 1-819 (272 amino acids)
Biological process (GO): intracellular protein transport; Golgi to vacuole transport; vesicle fusion
Cellular component (GO): membrane; SNARE complex; endomembrane system
Molecular function (GO): SNARE binding; SNAP receptor activity
Source: RefSeq, a predicted model, not a curated record